CGGCCCGAUUUCGCAUUCCUAUCUUGUUGCCAUUCUUCGCAUCAACUUGUCGCAUAUAUCAGCAGGCGGAUGGUAAAUCUCAUCACACCGUCAGAAACCACUGUUGAUGCCAUCUCGCGCAGCGUCGAAUCGAGCUUAUGGCUCGCCCACGCGCUGACACGGGGAACUUCCCCAAAGAGCCUCAUUCAAUAUCGUUGAAAGUGCUGAGACUCUCCCGACCUUCACUGGCCCAACAACAUCCUCUCCCCCGUGGAAAUGACACAAAGAUACCUCAUACAGCCUCAUUAGCAUAUCCAUCCCAAGCCUCUGACCAGAACUUCAUUUUGUCCACCAGCUUGGGUUUGCCACCAUCGUUCGGUUCCGCCCAUGUCGGCGAGACCUUCUCUUGUGCUCUCUGCGCCAACAAUGAGCUCCCCCCAGGACAGAUAACCAAAGCCGUUUCUGGAACGAGGAUCUUGGCCGAGAUGCAAACGCCGUCUCAAGCGGUACCCCUGGAACUCUAUGCCGCUGAUGAUGCAACGGAAGCUAGCCAGAGUCACACCGGCCCUGGGAGCGCCUUGCAAAGAAUCAUUCGAUUUGACCUCAAGGAGGAGGGCAACCACGUGCUCGCCGUCAACGUCACCUACACCGAGACCAUUUCCGGUGAUGGCCAAGCCACUGGCGGCAGGGUUCGAUCAUUUCGAAAAUUGUAUCAAUUCCUUGCUCAGCCCUGCAUGAGCGUGCGGACCAAAACCACGGAACUGAAAGCUGUCGAAGUUUCUGACAAGACACAUGGCCCAUAUGGCAGGGCGACGCUUCUCCGCUAUGUUCUGGAGGCACAACUGGAAAACGUCUCCGAUGCGCCUAUUUUGUUGCAAGAGACAAAACUCCAGCCAAAGCUGCCAUUCAAGUCGACUUCAUUGAAUUGGGAUGCUGAACAGGAUAACGAUGUUGCUAUGGAAUACCCGUCGCUAAAACCCCGAGAUAUUAUACAAGUAGCCUUUCUGGUCGAGCAGGAACAAGGUGUCGCAGAAGGGUUGGAGGAACUGAAGAACAGUAUCAAACGUGAUGGCAGGGCCGUGCUGGGCCAACUCGCUAUUCAAUGGCGGACUGCAAUGGGAGAGCGGGGCUCGCUGAGCACCGGCAACCUCUUAAGUCGACGGAAAGCAGUAUGAGAGCUUCCUUUUUGGCGACUCUUGGAUCUGGUAACCAUAUUUGUCUUGGACAAGGUGCCGGUGUCAAAAGAUCUUGGGUCGAGCUUUCACGGGGCGUGCAUGCCGAGCCCGUUCAUUUUACCGGUCAGUAUGCUGAUCCUCGAUCUCUUAGGAAUUGUAGGCAAAUU
This is a messenger RNA of Cladophialophora immunda, 1321 nucleotides long. RefSeq lists its product as uncharacterized. Lineage: Eukaryota; Fungi; Ascomycota; Eurotiomycetes; Chaetothyriales; Herpotrichiellaceae. The transcript has 3 exons. Bases 138 to 1154 code for a protein of 338 amino acids. Gene Ontology annotation, cellular component: TRAPPIII protein complex. The record is from RefSeq and is a predicted model, not a curated record.